This is a messenger RNA of Porites lobata, 11655 nucleotides long. Lineage: Eukaryota; Metazoa; Cnidaria; Anthozoa; Scleractinia; Poritidae. The record is from the annotation of a GenBank genome assembly.
AUGAUUGGAGGUUUCUUCGUGUACAAUCAUAAGGGCGAGGUGUUGAUAUCUCGAGUUUACCGGGACGAUAUUGGGUGAGAUGGAACUUUCAGAUUUUAGAAAUUACUUUCUUAAAACAUUGUUCCUCACUAUCAUAUAAAAGAAGAUUUCUGUUUAAAUUAAAAUAGUGUGUUCAACUCAAGCACUGAUGCCAAAACCUACAUAAACGUUCUGUAUUUACUGGUGAUAAUUAACUGGAGAAAGUUUCUAACAAUCUGUAUUUAAUCCCGGCGUAUCCAAUCGAUGGAAAUCGAUGAUCGGAAUACCAAUCGAUUAUUCGAUAAAAUUAGUUAAGUGGUAUCGAUUGAUAUCGAUCAAUCGAUGAUCAAUCGAUAACCACACAUAAACAGUUCAUUGAUUGCUAUCGAUUGGCACAACAACCUCGAACAGACGUCACGCACGCUAACUGUCCAAUCAUGCGCCAUUUUUAGAAAGCCCUGGGGACGAAAUUGGUUAAACAAUUCUCAAUGCAAAGAGUAUAUCCCUUUGCACAUGUACUCGAAUUACCCGGUCGCCUGUCAUUGCUUUUCCGUGUCAUUAUGUCUACACAAGAAUUCAGUCUGGGAGGAGGCUUUACUGAAUAUAAAGUGCAUCGUCAAAGGCUAUAAUCUUUGCCGGUUUGAAGUGAAUGUCAGUGACGUGUGUAUCAGGCUAGGUAUUGCUGCUUUAUUCAUGAUUUUGUAACAACUCAUGGUUUGCUAAAGUACAACUUCUGUUACCAGAAUUUUUGUGUGAAGACACGAUGCAACCAGUUUCCGUUUUUUUAAGUUUGCAGUAUUGGCCUAUGUCUGCAGGUAUUAAAUAGUCUUCAACAUUGAAUAAUGUUUUCAAACUUCCAACGUUUCUGUUUCCCAGUUUGGUUAACUUUUUCAUGGGAUACGUGUGGACGGGAGGCAAAAACAGGAACAAACUUUUGAGUUGUCAAAGGAAAAUGGAUACCUGUGGACUGGGCGAAGAGAAAGGAGAGAGUAUUGUUCUCCUGUUAACAUUCAAAGCAUUUAAAUGAAAUGUGUUUACAAUUACUGCAUACAAAGAUGUGAUAUUUAUGUGCUGUUUCCGUCAAUCUACAACCAAUGGAUACCAAUCGAUACAAUUAUUAAUACAUACAUUUAUUUAUAUAUCAAUUGUUAUUGAAAAUCGAUACCAAUUGAUAACCACAUGAAUCUUCGCCAUCGAUUGGUCAUCAACUAUCAAUAUCAAUUGAGUAAUUGAUAUCGAUUGUCAUUGAUUAUCGGUUUCAUUGAUUGGGUACGCUAUUAUUUCAUACACUGCACUCUAUUAUUGGAGACUGUCCUGGAUCAUUUUUAAAUUCAUCUUCACUUGAGAAUCAUCUGUAUAUCUUGUUUUGUCUAUAUUUCUAUACAACAUCUCCUUCGUCAAAAGAGUAAACAUUUUCUUCCCUAGCUGGAAGCAAACUCUGAGUAAUUUGUAUUUGGCUUAAGUAAAUGUUUUUGAUAGCUGAUCACUACCACCAUCCUUGAUUCCAUUCCAGUUCCGUGGGACCCAGGGUUUGAUCCCCUCCUGUUGGCAAGUAAUUCAUUGCUCCAUAGAAGGGUAAUAGUUGUUUUGGUAAAAAAUGUGAGGUAUCACUGACAUAGGAGCAUUGGUUCCCUUGGGCUGAGGUGAGAGUAGGAAGAAUACAAGACAAACACAGCAGAAACAAACAAACCUAUUGAGGAGCACUAAAAACUCUACAUGAAGGAACUGACGUACCUGUCAUUAAAGGCUAAGGCUGUGUCUUUUCAUCUGUAUGCUUGAUUGUAUACUUACUAUGAUUUGUAUGGGAAAGUUAGGAGAACUUAUCAAGUGCAAUAAAGUCUUUUGAUAACAUUUCUGACACCCAUUUUCCUUGCAUUGUCUAUUUUUAGUCGAAAUGCAGUGGAUGCCUUCCGUGUGAAUGUCAUCCACGCUAGAGGUCAAGUUCGCUCUCCUGUCACAAACAUUGCCCGAACAAGCUUUUUUCAUAUAAGGCAAGGAAAUGUGUGGCUUGCUGCUGUGACAAGGCAAAAUGUAAAUGCUGCCAUGGUGUUUGAGUUCUUGAAUCGCACAGUAGAGAUUAUGAUAUCUUAUUUUGGAAAAGUCACUGAAGAAGGAGUUAAGAACAACUUUGUCCUGAUUUAUGAACUCUUAGAUGGUAGGUGUGAUAAACUUUACUGAAAUUAAGUUAUCUCUAGGGACAGUUAAUAAGAGGCUUAGAAGCUUGUUCAUCCUUUAACUUGAACUCUGAAGGGAAAUGAAAAGCGGUUGAGUUAGUGGGGAUUCUAGUUAUUAUUGGGAUCAACUGAAUGUCAAAUUUGCCAUCGUAAUAGUUACUGAUUUUUCUGUGUAUAGUAUACUGUAAAUUUAACUUUUUUCAUGAGAAAUGGUAAAAUGAUUAUGCUCUAUACAAUAAAACGUGAUCUGUUCUUUGCACCAAUCAAAAUCAAAUUGCCAUAGUGUUAGUUUUAGGGGUUUUACCAACUACACAACAAGAAGAACCAAUGAAAUGGCAUUCGCGUGGAGUUACAAGAACCAGAAUUAAAGUUAUCAGGGUAUAUUUCAGUAAAAUUUUUAACUAGGGAAAGGAAAUCUUGUUAGAGUUAGCAAGAAACAAUUCAAGUUAUCCGAGUUAUCAGGGUUCUACUAUAUGUUUAUUUUUGUGAUUUCUUUACCAAUGAAAUGAUCAUCUACUAUGGGCAAAAAGCAGGUACUAAACUUUUUUUUAAAAUGGGAAAUCAGCAUUGUAGUAAGACUUCCAGAUCUGACAGGGCAAGUGAUGCAUACACCGAAAUACGUUAAUGGCUAGUGGGAUCUGUGGGUUGCCCAAAGGAAAGUGUAAUACCUGCAAUGUUGGUCAAGCAAAUACUUUGCCUUGCAUAAUGCUAGCAUAUUGCUAGCUUUAAUUCUUCCAUUAUUUGACUACUGUGACAUUGCCUGGAGUAACCUUCUACAGCAAGAUAUAGAUCGACUAUGUCCACAGCACCUACAGAAUAGAUCUGCACGGAUUAUCACACGUUGCUCUUGCUCAUCUGAAGCAAUAGAGCAGCUGCACUGGCCGACUCUUUCCAGCAGACGCUCUUACCACAAGGCUAAACUCAUUUUUCUCUGUCUUCACUCAUUAGUUCCUAGUUACUUUUCAUUAAAUUUUUACUAGGUUUGCGAACAUUCACAAUCAUUCCACAAGGCAAAGUAUGAGGCUAUCCCUACCAAACGUUUAACAAAAUUUUGGGAAAAGGACCUUUCUUUUUGCUGGCGCAAAAAUUUUUACAAUCUCCCUUUAAACAUUGUGAAGAGUGAAAACAUUCAAACGUUCUGCCACCAAGCAAGACAUUUCUUUUUAUCAUAGCUUUGAUAUUUCAUUACUAUUAAUUUUUAUGCUUUAAAUGUGAUUUUGUAUUGUAUUUUUAGGCUUUUUAAUGUAGUUCUUAAAUUCUAGUAUUGUAUUUUUAUUAGGCUUUUUAAAUGUAAUAGUUCAUGAAAAUUCUUGAUGUAAUUUAAUUUUUUUAAGAUACAGGGCCCCUAUGGAGACCAGCCUUAGAGCUGAAUGGGCUACCCUGUGGAAAUAAAGUUUUACUGUACUUUACUUUACUACCCUGCAAUAACAGCAGUCAGUUGUGCUUUCAACUCUAAUUUACUACAUGGCUAAAUUUUGAAUUUGGUUUAACUUAGAAAUUGCUGAUUAUGGAUAUCCCCAGAAGACAGACACUGCUAUUUUGAAGACAUUUAUUACACAGCAGGGUAUCAAGACUCAGGCAAGUCUAUUUUCUUUCCAAACAUAUGAAUGAAAGAAAAAAGAGAUAAUGUUAUUUAAAGACCAUUACCUGCUUAUAAGGGCCUCCAUUUGAUUGGUGCACUUCAAGAUUCUUCUUCAACAGACCUCACUUAAUUGUUCCCAUUAAACAACUAUUAAUUAACACGUUAUCAUUUAAUUGCUUAACUGUAUUCUUUUUCCAGGUAAUGUUUGUUUGUUUGUGUGUUUGUUCGUUCAUUUGUUCAUGUUUUUAUAACUGGGCAGGCCACUCAUAGAAAGCAGAGGUCUAAGUUGACAGUGAAUUAAUGAUGACAACAACAGGAAGGACCAAACACUGGGAUGAAUGUCCUUACUACGGUUGCUGAAACCACUGUCAUGAUUUUUGAAACAGUAGUUAUAGCACCCAAAUUAAAAAUUAUUGUUAAUAUACAUCCCUAAUUUACUCAGGCAACUUAAAAAAGGUUCUAUUUUUGUAAAACUAUCCAAGAAGUAAAUUAUCUAUGAUAAAAAAAAAACUUCCAUGAAAGAUACACACAAGUCAUUUCAUUAUCACUGCGUUAAAUUUUAAAUCUCUUGGUUUGGAUUUCAUUAAGAAUGUUUCUUAUCAGUCAUUUAAGUAAUUAGAUCAAACAGUCAAUUCUGAUACCAAGGCAGUAUUAUUGAGCUGCACCUUGUUUCUUCAACCUGUUUUCCAUCGUAUGUGAUACAUUACAUAAAAAUCACACAAUAAAUGUCAUGUUAAGGUGGCUCAACCCAGUAUUUUUGUAGGUACACCUUCCAUCUUUGAAUCUCUUAGACUUAAGCGAAUUGAUCUUUAUUGUAAAAACAUUAUAACACGUGUAUUACACAUAGACUUGACUUUAUUAUGAUAUUAUUUUUUGGGCGAUCAGAAUAAAUAUCAUGUGACAAUGACCUCACAAUAUUUGUGUUUGACGAAGGCGAAUGCAGUCUAUUCUGUAAGGUGCGGUUACCAAUUUCGUAGCGUGGCUACCGAACAUAUAGAGGCGCUUUCUGCCAGAUUCUUCACAUUCCUUUGGUUGGUCACAUAUUUGUGCCGUUUUUGUCACCAUUUUGAAUUUCACUCUAUGACGUAAUGCGCGCGCAAAAAUACAGGAUUGAGCCACCUUAAAUAAUAUAUACUGGUUUAUUUAGACACGGGAAGAGCAAGCACAGAUCACAAGCCAGGUCACAGGACAGAUUGGAUGGCGUAGAGAGGGUAUCAAAUACAGGAGAAAUGAACUUUUUCUUGAUGUUCUGGAGUCUGUUAAUCUGCUUAUGUCUCCACAAGGUUUGUACUACCCUACCCUCCCCUCCUGAAAACACAAACUGUAGAAAAACUAAGAUGCAAUUAAUUCUCAAAAAAAUCUUAAUGAUCAGAUUAGCAUUGCUUAAUGCAGUCUAACCCUUAAUAAUGAUCAACUCCUAUAGCUAGUCAGUAAGUCAUGACCUUAGCCACAUGCAACCACUGCAUCUGUAACCUCCAUUUGGUGGACAACUAUCUCAAGCAGACACUUCUUCUGGUCCAACGCACUUAAGGGAGGUUCAACUGUUUCUUACAAUAUUAUUAUGGAAUAGUACCAUACCCUUGAUAUUUUACGUAGGGAGACUCAAGAUUACAUUGUAUUUGGCUCAACAUCCGAUUCCUUUAAGAUUUUAAAUGGAGCAAUUAUUGCUCCAUUUAAAAUCUUAAGUAUUAUUUUUCCUACAGCAAGACUGAUAACACAGUGACUUAUGGAGCUAUUUUUACUUUUCUUUUAGUGUUACUAGGCAUUGCUCACUUGCCCAUGACCCGACGCAUGCCCAUUAAAUAUUAAUGUCUUUGUGAAACCAAAGUUUAACACUGAGACUCUUAGCAAGAGAAAGUAACAAAAUUUAUCAAUCAGUAUGAUUACAUGCGUAUCCAAAACAUGCGAAAAUUGCUAUUCACUGAUUUGGUAAAUACUAAAACCAAAUCUCAUUUGCUCAAAUGUAAAGGAAACAACAAAAAUGUUACAAUGCAAGUCUGGUUAAUUAAUUAUUUUGUAAUGGUUUGCUAGGCUAUUUGAAUAGCAAAAUUGCUCAUUAUUUAUUCUUCUUCAGAAAAUAAAAAUUAAUGUUUCUUAUGCUGCUUGUUAUUUUAGGCCAGGUUCUUAGUGCUCACGUGUCGGGCCGAGUAGUCAUGAAGAGCUUUUUGUCAGGGAUGCCUGAAUGUAAAUUUGGGAUGAAUGACAAACUGGUGGUUGAAAAACAGAAAAGUGGAACAUCUGAGUCAUCCAUUGACUCACAAAAGAAGUGAGUGACACUUGACCUGCGAUUUUUGUCAUCAAAACAUUUUCAAUAACCUCAUCUGAGUUAAAUCCUAAAGUUCCGUUGCGUUUACAACCUUAAAAUGUAGUACAUACAACUGAAGUGAACAAAAUGCUACUUAAUAAACAAUGGCAUGAACGAUGUCCUUUCCUUAACAAAUGAUUGCACUAAUAAUAAUUUUGAUUUAGCUGUAUAGCAGCAGUUUUUUAAUGAAAUGUAAACGUUUCUACCAUAAAAAUAACUAACAGUCAUGCAAUAUGCUUUGAUUUUUAAUUGUAUGAUUCUCAACCAUUAUGUUGUAACAUUUGUUUAAUAAAUUUCAUUGUGUUGUCUUCAUGAUUCAUUGUUGUCAAAUGUUUCAGAAACACUACUAGCAAAUCAGGAAUUGCCAUUGAUGACUGCACAUUCCAUCAGGUAACAUUGUUAUUAUCUUCACUCAAGGUUGAUGGACUGCACCCUCAUUUUCUCAGUCCACCCACCUGUAUUUAUGGUUAUCACAUAAUGCCAUUGGUGGUCAUGUGAUUGCCCGACCUUCCAUCCAUGGUGGACUGGCAAUGCUGAUCCAUGCCUUCUGGUAGUUGAAUAAUAUCCUCCAAGGUUGUGCUCUAAGAAAAACAAAAGGGAACCAAGCGCUUGUAACCUGUGAAAUCCAGGGUGCCCAGUUUACAAGUUUUAUGACAAAACUAAGAUUUCCUAGUUUUCCAAGGACAAAAGUAAGGUGACAGGAGCCUCUGGGCACUGCUAGAGCACAGCCCUGUCCUCCCAUGUGGGGUGCCUGUUUCACAUAAGCAUCUUUUUGUACAUAUAUUGCAGAGGUUAAACAACACCUGGAUGUGUCUGUCACUUAAACUGUUUUUCUUCUAACAAGUUUUUAACUUUCCUGUUAAGAUUAAAUUUUUUUAUUUGUAUGCUCUUAAGAUAUCCUUUAUAUCCUUUUUUUUACAAUUUUUGUUUUUUUUCCUUUUUGCAGUGUGUGAAGCUUAGCAAAUUUGAAACAGAACGUGCCAUAAGUUUUAUACCACCCGAUGGAGAAUUUGAGUUAAUGAAGUAAGGACGGUUUUACUGUUAACUAAAAAUACACAGAAUUCAUCUACAACAGUCAAGGCACUAUGACAGAGUAUACACAAAUUAAACAGAUCAUAUCAUCAAUUCUUACCCCCAGCCCAGGCAAUAAUAUUACUUGAGGAUGUGUUGCAUGAACAUACUUUGUUUGUCAUCAGGUAUCGCACUACCAAGGAUAUAAGUCUGCCAUUCCGAGUUAUACCAUUGGUAAGGGAAGUAGGCAGGACACGGAUGGAAGUUAAAGUGGUGAUCAAGUCUAAUUUUAAGCAGUCAAUUUUGGGACAGAAAAUAGAGGUAUUACUUUUAUACAUAGAGUCUAUUGUGCAUGUUUUCUGUAGCUUUCACCUAGACCAACAUUAGGAGUGUAAGAAUACAUUCUACCUCUCAGUAUAUUUUAGCUGUAAGUGUUCCAAUAGCAAUGUAUCAAAAUUAUUACAAGUUAAACUUUGAAUACAGCAUAGACAUCAUUAAAUUUUGGCUUUUUUAUCCAGUGACAGCGCAUGAAUACUCAGGGUUCGAAAUUUUUUUUUAUGUCCAGUUGCCCCUUGGGCAACCACAAGACUUGAUUUGGUUGUCCAAGUCAACCUCUUAGCCCAAGUAAAUCCAAGAAAAUAAAACACUGAGGUAGCUCAAGUUUACUGACAGUUUUGUUUCACAAUAAAAUGCACCUCACUUAUGUUUCAUGUGUUUUUUUUUUUUAUCCCUCAAGGCGAAAACAGUUGUUGCCUGUUUGGCCUCCACAUGCAGAUUUAUCUUUUGAAAGCCAUCUGUGAUAACUACAAAACAUAGCAUUUUCUUUUGCAACAAAUUGUAGCCACGAUCACGUAAUCCUCACUUGGAAGUAAUAACAUAUGAAAAGAACUGGACGUGCCACAGUCCUCAUGCACCCAGUUCUUUCUUGCACCCAUAACUACAUGUACAAAGUCCCCCAUGACUUUUAAAACCUCUGAUAACAAACUCUUUUUUAAGCUUUCUAAUUCUUUCACCUAUACUGUGCUGUAGCUUCCUCUAUAGAUUCCAAAUUAAAGUAGUAAAGGAGGCUCGUACAUUUUGUAUUUUACAACUGCACAGAGAAUCAUGGUGCGACAACAGGCAGGAAGACAGACAAUAUUUAUUUUUCUUUAGGGACAAAUGCCUCAGCAGAUUGGGUUGUCCAAGGGGCAACAACCCAGCACAUUAAUAAUUUCAAACCACUAAAAACUCUUCUUUUUUUUUUUGUUCAUUUAUUUCUUCUUGCUAUUAGCUAUGAACCAUUGGUUUUUUCAGUGUCUGUUUUAAAUCGUGUUAUUUGUUAAAACUUGGGUAAUUUCCGAAGAAAAAGAGGCAGCCAGUUCAUAUGAAAUACUCAUGUAGCUGGCAAAUUUUGCCGGUCACCAGCUCUUAUUGAAAACCCUGCAAAUGGAUACGAGUGAUGGUGACAUUUUGUCAUUCAGUUUGCUUGGCUGAGUGCUAAAGUCCCCAGCACUUGAGAUCAAUAUGCAAGUUCAAUUUCUGCCUUCUGAGUAUUUUUUCUCUACUUUUACUUUUCUUAGAUAUUAAUUUAUUAAACAUAAAAAAAAUAUGUUGCAAUAGUCAUGUGUCUGGAAGGUGAGGAGAUGCGGAAAGGCUGUAGUGAACAGGUCACUUCACUCAAUUUUUUUAUUACAGACUAAAGCUCAAGAUAGAGCAUUCAUAAGUUAAAAAGUAAUAUGAGCUAUUUUGUUCACUCCAUAGCCUGUGAAUACAGCUGUUUCUCUUUGCUCCUCGCCGCUAGGGACAUUUAAACAUCCUGAGGAGACAGGAGAGAUGGUUGUAUUCACAGGCUGUUCAUUCCAUGUUCCGUGAAUAAUAAUUGAAGCCAGCCUGACUAAUUCAUACUCUGUGCGCAUUCUUGUAUUCAAGUUGUGUUCAGUGUAAUUUAUGAGCGUGAGAGGAAAAGAUAAGAAAGAAAUCAAGACAAGAACAAUGUUGGUUUCUUGUUAACAACUUUUUUAAAUUGGUCCUAUUCUUAGGUGAAGAUUCCUACCCCUCCAACUACAGCUGGUGUUCAAGUGGUGUGUAUGAAGGGAAAAGCUAAAUACAAAGCCAGUGAAAAUGCUAUUCUUUGGAAGUAAGUGUAUCUUAAUACCAUACUUAACGCUCCAUCAAAAUUAUGAAAUAGCCCCUUUGAAGAUGAUUUUCCUUUUUUCACGGAAUUUGAAGAGACUGAGCAUGAAUUACCCGAAAAGGCAAAUAGAUGGUCUGUGAACAGGCUGGAAAUGAAACCGUGUUAUUAAUAUUUUGUAGGUGUACUUGACAUGUGGAAUUAUUUUGGGGGAUAACAAAUAAUAAACUCUGCAGCCACCCUUUAUGGGCUCGACCGUAUAGAAAAGCUGUACAGUAUUGUUGUUGUGCUGUGACAGAAAAAAAUGGUAAUCUGCAUGAUGUGGACACCUCGGUUUUCAGGCAUCUACUUUUCCAUCUUAAUCAGUUGUAUAAAUGCAGUUUAAGUCCUUGCAGUGAGCAAUAAGUUUCUUUACGCACAGUUGUGAUGUAGUGUUGUAUCCAGACAGUUCUUCUUUUAUUUAGCAAGCAAAUCAUUAUACCUGUUUCAGAAUAAAGAGAAUGGGUGGAAUGAAGGAGUCACAGAUCAGUGCUGAGAUCGAUCUUAUGACCACUAAGGAUAACAAGAAAUGGGCACGGCCUCCGAUUUCCCUUAAUUUUGAGGUAUCACUAUCAUCACUCACACUAUGUUUUAAUGGUAGAGUUUUUUUAGGGUUUUGAAUGAUACAGCUCUUCAUUUAAAUCAACACAGGGUAAGGUAGCCCAGAUGUACCAUUAUGUGUUUUCAGGCCAUGAAUCUACACAAUAGUGUGAAUCAAACACGGCAAACUUGGGCUGCCUUCGAUAAUAAAGCAUGUUUAAUUUAACAAUUCAUGAAUGAGGCUCAGUAUCUUAUGAAGAAUUAUGGAGAUCGAGGAGGGUGUUAUCGGCCGAGGCGGAUAACACCCUUCCGAGAUCUCCAUAAUUCUUCACAUGAUACGAAAGCCGAAUUCAAUAAUUGUUUUAUUAUUCACUCAAAAUAAUUCCUAGUUUAAAAACAUAGCUAAAACAACCUUACGGUUACCUGCAUCGAUGUUAAGUUUUUCUUCGAUAGUUUACGUUUAGGUUUGUCCAGCUCCGCAAAUAUUCUCCAAAUAGCAGAUGUCCCCCUCCGAGUUGUCUUCUUGCUGUUUUUGCCAUGUUUUUAGCUAUUAUUUCGCCUAGUUCCAGCUGUAGUUCUUACUCUUGAAACGAGUGAAGUGUCCGCCAUUUUAGUUUUUAAAACGAAAACAACUCAAUCUCGUCCCCAGUUCUCUCGGUUAACGGUGCAUUAACCUGUAGAAGGCUGCAUUUUUGACGUCAUUUCCUCGUUAAACACAAAAUUCUUCCAAAUUUGGUCAUCAGUAACUGGUUAUGGUGAAGUAUGCGUGUGCUUUUAACCAAUCAGAAUUGGAGAAAUAUUUUGAAUGAAUAAUAAUAAUAAUUAAAAGCAAUGAUGCAAACUGGUAUAAUAUAUACGUCAUGUUUUACUGCGCCAAGAACCCUAGCCAGGCCUUUUUCAUGAUGACUCAUACCCGCCCAAAAUUAUUUGAUCCUAUCAUAAGUACUUUAUCUUUCCCUAAGAGUAAAGGAAAAUCGGAGUGAAAUUAUGUCGUAACCAUGAGUAACUGAUUCAUCGUAUGAUCACACGUGCCUUUGUCUUGAUUCUUUGUUUCUUGUGGUCAUUUUCUAUCAGCAGCAAUCAGUCGUUUUGCUUGUUUGUUUGUUUCAGGUUCCAUUUGCUUGUUCUGGUCUAAAGGUGCGAUACCUGAAGGUGUUUGAACCCAAACUGAACUACAGCGAUCAUGAUACCAUCAAAUGGGUGCGAUACAUAUCUAGAUCGGGAUUGUAUGAGACCAGAUGUUAAAACUAUAAUUUGUAUAGCCUUGUGAGCUGUACCGGCCUCUUUCCUCCUUUCUUCAUAGACAUUUCAAGCUAAAGCAUGCAAGUUACCGUAAAUGCUGUCAAAUCAAUUAGCUUCAUUUACUAAGGUCACAAGGAAAAUUAUCAAUAAAGCUUUCGCAGGGGGUGCAUACCUGCCUUAUAGUUUUUUACUGUUUUUAGAAAGAAAAAGUACACUUCCCUCUGAUGAAUGUUUAUGACCGUUAACACUACAUGUACCGGUACUUUGUAUUCUUUAUUUCCUGUAUUUUAGUCAGUUUACUUCUUCAAAACUAAAAGAAACAACUAGCUUUCUAUGCAAGUAAAGUGGUAAUAAACAAGUUUCUUCACUAUGUAAGGCAAUUUUCUAUAACUGUUCACAUUUAAAAAAGCUUUUAAUAAGUGCACCUUUAAAUUAACUUGCCAGGUUUUGUCGCUGUCAGUUGUGAUUGAGUACCGUAUUUCUUUUGUUAUGUUAUCGUAAAAAUUAGAAAAUGAGGCACUUAAAUUUUGCAGUAAUGAAUUGGUGUAAAUGUAGAUACUAGUUAGACAUAUCAGUCAGCCCUCACAACAGCGAAUAGAGACGUUCCUAUAAAUAAAGAAAUGUUUCCUUGUAC